UUUGACAGCUUGAAUUUUUCAGAUUGGAUGUCAUAGAAAAUUAUUUUGUUGAAAAGUUUUGUUCAUAUUCCACGCUUACGUGCGAAAAACAUUAUGGAGACCGUCGAAAAUGAUGCAGCAAGUGAUAUUGUGGUUAUACCGACUAAAGAACCUUCGGAAAGCACCGAGAAUGAGGUUGAAAUUAUUAAUCAUGGAAGUCCGCUACCCAAACCUAUAGAAGCACAACCACUACAGCCUCAAAAGAAUGAGGAAGCUACCCCAGCAGCGGUAACAGAAAUACCACAAGUUCAGGUUGCUGUGGAAACACGAGAACGAAUACCAUUGUUAGCUAAUCCCCCGUCGAGCCGACCCACAGGUCUCGUGCCCAAAUUUCCAAGGCCUAUUGUAGUGGGUGGUGCUCAAACAGCUGGUUUUGCAUCGGGGAACCUGAAUGCCCCGCCUCCUUUAUUAGCCACACCUACAGCACCUCAAGAGCUGUGGGUUGAAACAAAAACGGCUGAGGGAAAGUCAUAUUAUUAUCAUGCAGUCACAAGAGAAACGACUUGGACACGACCGGAUGGUGCUAAUGUUAAGGUAAUGACUCAGGUUGAAGUUGAAGCUAUGAACAAGCAGGCAGCUCCAGCGCAACAAAAACCACCAUUGGAACAGAAGCCGGAUCAUAUUCCGGGAUUAGUCACUGCAACGAUUGCAGCUCAAGUUCUAGCAGUUACGACCGCUCAAACAAUGGCCCCGUCAGUGUCCCGUUUUACAGGGCCACCGCCUGCCCUUAUGGGUGGCAUUCCACCAUUUGGGAUGCCACCGCCUUCGUUUCCGCACUUUCCACCCUGGAAUGCUGCACCCGCUGGAGCCGGCGGCCAAUGGCCACCGAUACCCUCGCCGCUAAUGGAUCCUAUCAAAGCUAUAGCGGAAAUAAAAAUCAAUGAAAUCGAUCCGGUUAUUGCUGCCAAAGCUAUCGAAUGGACAGAACAUAAAGCUCCCGAUGGGAGACUAUAUUAUUACAACGCCUCUAAAGGGGAAAGUGUGUGGGAGAAGCCACAUGCCAUUAAGGAUAUGGAAAUGGCCAAAUUAGCGGUUUACAAUUUACGUCAGAAACCAAAAACAAUUCCACCGUUUAUUGCACCUCCGAUACCUCCGCAAAUGCCUAUUAUUCCUCCGCUUUCGGCAUCUGGGCAGUUACCGCCGCAACCCCUGGGCGUGGGAGUCAAAAUUCAACAGUUUCCACCUCAACUGACCUCCGCGGGGGCACAGGUUAGAUUGCAACAAAUACCUGGUGCGCCAGGGAUGGUUUUCGACCAGAUAAAUUUUCUGGCUCACACUAAAAACGAUAAGCAGGAAGAAGAAAAGAAGAAAAAAGCUGAAGCCGAGAAAAAGAAAAAAGAGGAAGAAGAAAAAAUUAAAGCGGCCAAACCGUUAGACAAAAGUCGCCCAAUUUCGAGUACCCCAAUAAGUGGAACACCCUGGUGUGUUGUUUGGACCGGUGAUGGACGAGUCUUCUUUUACAACCCGUCUACAAGAACAUCUGUGUGGGAACGUCCAGAGGAUCUGAAAGAGCGUGCUGAUGUAGACAAAGCGAUCUCAGUUCCGCCACAACAGUUGCUUGGAAAUGUUCCGAGAGAAGUUGAACCAGUUCCGGCAUUAAAACAGUCUACUAGUACUGAAAUAACCGAAAAACGUUCGGAUUCGGAGUCGAGCGCUGAGGAGAGUGAAGAAAUCCCUAGUAAGAAGUUUAAAACCGAUGUUGAAGCAGCGAUUAAAACAUCGCAAUCGGCAGCUGCUGCAAGUUCCAAAAGUGGCAAUGAUCCGGAGAAGGAAGCCCUUGCAAUGGAGGCGGAAGCACGUGCUUCCAGGGAACGUGCGCUGGUUCCGCUGGAUGUUCGGAUGAAAUCAUUCAAGGAAAUGCUAAAGGAAAAGGAAGUAUCUGCUUUUAGCACCUGGGAAAAGGAAUUACACAAGAUCGUAUUCGAUCCUAGGUAUUUGCUACUGACUUCAAAGGAACGAAAACAGGUGUUCGAGAAGUACGUUAAAGAUCGGGCCGAAGAGGAGCGCAAAGAGAAGAAAAAUAAAAUGAAGCAAAAACGAGAGGAGUACCGUUCGCUACUAGAAGCUGCAAAUUUGCACGGAAAAUCUUCAUUCAGCGAGUUUGCCCAGCGGUACGGCAAAGAUGAUCGAUUCAAAGUGAUUGAAAAAAUUCGUGAGCGUGAAAGCCUCUUUAACGAAUUUAUCGUUGAGGUGCGCAAGCGCGAAAAAGACGACAAGCAGAACAGAAAGGAACAGAUUCGUAGGAAUUUCAUGUCUAUGCUUCGUGAGCAUAGUGAAAUCACACGCCACUCACGAUUUCACGAUGUCCGCAAACGCCUCGAGUCUGACAGCCGCUACCGGGCACUCGUCGAUCUAUCCCUGCGUGAAGAUCUAUUCGAGGAACACAUUAAAAUUCUGAAGGACGAGAAGAAACGAUCCAAGGACAAGGAACGAAAGCGGCGCGAUAAACGUUCAAGCGAUCGACGAGGUUCGUCCCGGGAUCGAAGCGUGUCCAGGGAGCGAGGCGUGGAGGAAGAUGGCGAACAUCCCCAAACCUCGGAUGAUGAGGCCGAGCGGCAACAAAAGGAGCGCGAGAGAAGACUCCGCGCCGAGGCAAGUAUUAAAGAGCGUGAGAAAGAAGUUCAGCGUACGCUGGCCACUCAUCUUAGGGAUCGGGAUAAGGAACGUCAACAUCAUCAGCGAGACGAAGCGAUUCGCCAUUUCAACGCGUUACUGGCAGAUCUAGUGCGGAAUGCCGAUCUCACCUGGAAGGAGGUAAAAAAACAACUCAAGAAGGACCAUCGCUGGGAGUUGGUUGAGCUGCUGGACCGGGAUGAUCGCGAGCGGUUAUUCAGCGAUCAUAUCAACAACCUUGCCAAGAAGAAACGCGACAAGUUCCGUGAAAUGUUGGAUGAAAUUCCUGGUCUGGAAUUAACCAGUCAAUGGAAGGAGGUUAAGAAAACCAUUAGGGAAGAUCCCCGUUAUCUGAAGUACAAUAGCAGCGAGCGGUGCGAACGUGAGUUCCGCGAGUACAUCAAGGACAAGACUAUGAAUGCGAAACUUUCUUUCCGUGAGCUGCUGCAAGAGUGUAAGUUUAUUACCCAUAAAAGCUGGGAUUUGUAUCGAGACAAUUUGAAUCAUAUUCGCGAAGUUGAGGACAUACUACGUAACGACAAACGUUAUCUGGUGCUGAAUCACAUGCAUGCCGACCGAUCGCAGAUGAUUCUAAGCUAUCUAGAGGAUUUGAAUAAACGGGGCCCUCCGCCACCGCCGACGGCCAGUGAGUCAUCUCGAAGGAAAUGAAUACUGCUGUCAAGUAAGUUUUCCAAGUUUCUAAUGUUUAUUGAAUAUUUUACGAUAGGGCCCAUCAUCAAGCAAUUUGGCCGAAUUAGAUAGUAAGAAUUUCCAACUGAUUGAAUAUAACAAGCCACGGUAUUCGACAUUGAUUUGACACAGUAGCCCAAUUGAUUUUACAACAGUGCUCUUCAGCUUCGGAAUUAAGUUUGCCAAGACAUUCGAAUAAACUGGUGACGUUUCUCUUAAUGAAGUGAAAA
Molecule: messenger RNA, 3572 nt
Organism: Topomyia yanbarensis
Lineage: Eukaryota; Metazoa; Arthropoda; Insecta; Diptera; Culicidae
Product: transcription elongation regulator 1
Exons: 6
Coding region: 94-3321 (1075 amino acids)
Cellular component (GO): nucleus
Molecular function (GO): RNA polymerase binding; transcription coregulator activity
Source: RefSeq, a predicted model, not a curated record